Phlebotomus papatasi is the source of this 4311-nucleotide messenger RNA. It is a transcript of the gene Liprin-beta, whose product is annotated as liprin-beta-1. Gene Ontology annotation, molecular function: protein binding. The record is from RefSeq and is a predicted model, not a curated record. Lineage: Eukaryota; Metazoa; Arthropoda; Insecta; Diptera; Psychodidae. Gene Ontology annotation, cellular component: presynaptic active zone. Gene Ontology annotation, biological process: neuromuscular junction development.
CAUAAGAGAAAGCCUUUAGAAUUUUCACGUAAAAAUGAGUGAAAGUGAAUUGAAGUGCAGUGAAGAAGAUUUUUCCAGUGAUGAUACUGAAUUUAUGGACUUACCACUACCUCCAGUUCCCACAAAAGCCACAGAAAUUCACAAUGUGGACGUCCAUCCGUCUGUUGCCGCAUAUUUAAUGUCCCGGAUGGAUUAUUUUGAUCUGAGACAUGUCGAUUCGGGAGAUGAAGCUCAAUCAUCUGAGGAUGAAGAGACUCUUGGGAAAAGAACCAAUGAACUAUCUACAACACAAGGAAGCAAUAUUUGGUCAACUUCUGAUGAAGAAACUGCUCCUUAUGUGGAUAAAUCACCACUCUUGGGAACAUCCCAAGCUUCAUCUCUUGAAAUUUUGGAGCAUUUCCGGGACACAAGGCAGUCAUCUUGUGACGAUUCCACAUGCUGCGAUGAAGAUUUCAUGUGGGUGCGUUCGGAACGUCUCUCAGAGGAGCCUCAGUCCCUCCCAGCCACACCUUCCACUGCUCCCUCAAAUAAUGUUCCAAGUGGAAAGCCACCCAGACCAGCUGGGAGUUUGGACAGGAGGCGUCAAUUGUCGACUAAUCGGCAAGAGAGAGAUAGCAAAAGUCGUAGUGCUCAUUCUCUGAUAAAAGACAAGGCUGAGAAGGAGAAGCAUUCGGAAAAACAUCUUCCGCGAACUUCAUCUUUUGAAGGAGCUGAAGGGAGUUUUGCAAGUCAUCGAAGAGAAUCUCCAGGAUUCUGGGAGCCACCACCUCCCUCAUAUCCGUACCAUUGGGAAACUCCACAGCAUCCAUUCUGGCUCUCUUGCCAUGCUAGUCGUGAGGAAUUGAGACUCAUGGAGAUGCACAGACGUCAUCAGGAUCAAAUGUACAGAUAUGGGAGCAGUGGAGCUCUCAAUUCUGUUCAUCAUCAGGAAAUGUACGGCUGCUGCCAAAGAUAUCAUCCACCUCCUCCUCCUUGCUGUUCAUGCGAACGUCUCAGUCACUGGAGUCCAAACCAGCGCCAGGACAUCGAUGAACGUCUCAGGCGUCUACAAAGCGACAAGGAGUCUUUGGCCCUUCAAGUGCAAGUGCUGUCGGAACAAGUGGCUGCUCAAAAUGAGAAGAUCAGCGACCUGGAGCGGAUGCUCACGGAAAAAACCCAACUCCUCAGCAAUGCCGAUGAUCUCCUGCACCGAGAGAUGCUCUCGCGAUCGUCGCUGGAGACGCAGAAGCUGGAGUUGAUGUCGGCUAUGAGUGAAUUGAAGCUUCAGCAGGCAGCACUUGAAAGAGAAAAUUUAGAAUUGAGGACGAGUCAUAUGAACAACAACUCCAUCAUGACCAGAAGGCCACCGAUGGCACCAAGUCGAGCUUUGGCAGCGUUUCCGGCCACACCGCCGCCUCACGGAGCGGCGGGAGGUGGAUCGCUGACUUCAACGCCGCUUGGAGGGAGUCAUGGAAAUCUGCAGCAGCAUUCGUCCUCCACUCCUGCCACCCCGAAGACACCUCCGGCUUCUUUUCGACGCCAAGUGGACGUUGUGCACUACAACAGCCUCCCGAGGCAGAGCUUCCCGACAGCAGCUAAUGUGACAUCUGGUCAGGAGACCCCGAGUCAACCGGCAACGGACACAAACGCCAAUCCAAAGCAACGGAAUGUUGCAUUCGCUGAGACUGAGAAGGUAUUGAGGACAACCAUGAGUUAUCUCGCAGCUUCACACCGCAACCUCCUCUCUCUCCCAGUGCCAAAGCCAAGAGCAGCUUUCGCUAUCUUUGGUAAAAUCCGACGGAGCAUCUGCACUCUCGAGGAUCUUCCUGCUUCGGAUCCUGGUGAUUUUCGCCGUGGCGGAUUCAGAAGUACUGCAGGUGCUCGACUUGGAUGGAGUGGAAAUGCCCAAACCAGACCAGAGCGUCCCAUUGAGGAAUGGAUGUGGAGUGUGUGUUCGUGGUUGGAGGAAUUGGGCUUGGGAGGACACGAGGAGGAGGCUCGACGCUGGCUGAAACGCGGUGGUGUGGAUUUGGUUAAAGCAUCUCCGGUGGAUGUGGAAAAGGAGCUGGCAUUAGAAGCCACUGCACGGAAGAAGAUCAUUCUGGCACUCACGGAAGUCACGGGAAAGGAAACAGAUGAGCUGUUCAGGAAUGCUGGGAAACUCGAUUGUGCCUGGAUUCUCAGAUGGCUGGACGGUGGACUUCCACAGCACAAAGAUACCUUUUCAGCUGCUAGAAUGGAUGGCAGGAUGUUGCAUAAGCUCACGAUAGAGGAUUUGGCUACGUUGCACGUCACCUCGAGUCUCCAUGCAGCCAGUCUGAGGAGGGGUAUUCAGGUGAUGAGGGACAAUAACUUCUCCCCAGACUGUCUCAUCGGAGAUCAGGAGCGAAGGGACAGACUCUGAAGCGAAUCAGAGGGUGAAAAUGUGACUCUCUGGACAGCACAUCGCGUGAUGGAGUGGCUCCGCGUCGUGGAUCUUGCUGAGUAUGCACCCAAUUUGCGCGGCGCCGGCGUUCACGGGGCCUUGAUGAUGUUAGAGCCGCGUUUCAAUGCCGAACUUCUGGCUGAUUUACUCAGCAUUCCGCCCAGCAAAACACUGCUACGUCGACAUCUCGCCACCCACUUCAAGGAGCUCCUUGGACGUGACGUGAUUCAGAGCAAACGUGACGCUGAGAAUGUUCUUGGCUACACGCCGCUUACACUCACGGCCAAAAUCAAGACGCCGAAGAAGUCGCAGUUUUCACUGAAGCGUAAGAAGAGUUCCAAAGGGGGCGACGAAUGGAGUGACUAUGUGUGUCCCAUGGGCUCCUCAGGUGACACCACACUUCUCUCCUCUUCUAACCAAGCUGUUUCCAUGAGGAAUCGACCGGGUCAGGAAGUCGCAGUCGGGUCAGAGGCUGCCUCUCAUCAGCAAAUUAACGAUUCACCCACAUCAUCCCGCAGCUCAGCGUCCUAGCAUCGAGCUGCGGCGUCGCUACCGAUGUCGCCGGCACGUCCGCCGCCCGGUGGGACGUCGGCGUCGGUACAGCGGAGCGCCUCCUUCAACGCCACUUGUACGGUGCCGAUGAAGGUGACGGCGCCGCCAAAAGUCAAGAGUUCAGCCUCCUUCAGCAACUGCAGCCUCAUUGCGCGCGUCACAAAGUCCGGCCAGCUCAAUGCUAACGUUGUCACAUCCUCCAUCCUCAGACUCGCAGGAGAAUCAAAGGCGGCUACUUCUAAAACGCCAGCGGCUCAGCCGCCAGUUCACGUGCAGCAUCAACUCACGCCGCCGCCGCAGACGGACUACAAAAACAGUUUCAGAUAUGGAAAGUGCGUGGAUUACUACGUGUAAACCAUUACGCAUUGACGACUUCACUAAAGUGUAUUUUGAUCACUUUUAGACGAGGAAAAGAUCGAAAGGAAAGUAUGUAACAAAAAGCAUUGAUGGCUAUACAGGAAUUUUACAAAUACAAAACCUUUAAAGAAAAACCAGGUGAUAUUUCUCGAAUAUUUCAUCAUCAAUUUUUUCAGUAAUUUCAUUGCAGUGGAAUUGAUGAUGAAAAAUUCGGAAAUUUCGCUUAAAAAAAAUCAAGAAAUUUGUUAAAAUGGUUUCGAUAUUUAAAUUGUAAAAUAGAAGAAAUUUCUCUGGGCUUCUCGGACGAAACAAGCCCAAAGAGAGAUGAGAAAAGUAUUGAUGAAAAAAAAAAACUCAAGUUUGGACCAUUCUAGUGCCAAGAAUAUAUUUACUUGUUGAAGUAAAAAAAAACUUUCUACCAUGUUGGACGUUUUUUUUUAAGGAAGACUUUGCUCUUGAUAAAGACUUUUUACCAAUUAAAAAAAUAUAUAUCACGUUUUCUCACACAGAAUUUAGGAUCGCUGUAAAUAAUAAAGCCCAUUCAUUUUUUUGUGUAUUGUGUUUUUUUGCCUAUUUUUUUUUUUGGUUCUUAAAUUACCAAAGACAAUAUUUCAGAAAAUCCUUUUUCUUCAUUCCUUUCACAAUAUUCAAAAGAACCAAUUUUUAAUACAAAAAAGUUUGCUGGACAAGAACUUUAAUUUCAUAUUUUUUGCCCUUUUACAACACGGAAAAAAUGUAUUCUAAUGCGAAUUCAUAAGUAGUUAUUAAACGGAACAUAAUUGCUAUAGAAAUAAUAAACUAAUCUUUCACUUUUUGUCAGAUUUAGAAAGGAAUUAUACUUACCAUUUAAAUAUCAUGCACACGUUAUGUGUGCGAAAGUAUUUGAUAAAGUUAAUCAAUUGUAUUAAUUUAUUGACAGAAUAAUAUUGAUUAAAAAAAAGGAAAAAAAUUGAUAAUGUAAUAAUAACGUUGAAGGAAUAAAAAUAUAUAUAAAGAAA